UUUACUAGCUGUCUUUGUCAGACAUUUACUGAAUUAAGUAAUUAAUCAUUGUUGUACGGGGCCCGUGGUCAUUGAAUUUAAUAGAUUGUUGAGCUCCUAGAGUCUCAUUAGAACAUUAUGCUAGUGGGUGCUUUGAGAGUUUGGUUAGCUGUGGUAGGAUCUACCGCGCUGUUUUCUGCUGUGCAGUCGUAUGUGAGCGGCGCAGCAAUAAUAGAGAAGAUUUACACCAACGCCAUUUCUACGUCUGACGGGGGUGCUUUACUGACGGCGAGAGUGUUUGGGUCGUGGACCAGCUUAGCUGCAACUGUUCGUCUACUUGCAGCUGCAGACAUCAAGAAUAGAUCGAUUUACGUCGCCGCUGUGGUGUCGUUUGUUGUCGCAUUUGUUCACUUCAUCUUGGAAACUGUAGUCUAUGGGACGGCUGCUGCAACAGCAGGGCUUGUGAUUCCUGUUGUAGUUUCAGGGAUUUCCAUUCUGUGGAUGGCCAUCAUGUUUCCAAUUAUUUUUGCUCAAGAUGAACAAAAGAAAAGCUCCUGAUGUACAAUGACAAUAACUAUUGUACCACUAGUUAGAGGCAGUCAUUACCUAUACUGUACUGUUCUAUGUGUAAAUGUUACUGGAAUUCUAUUUAUUGGCCGGUAAUUAAGCUACAGAAUGUCUCUCAAUUCUCAUGAUGA
Corticium candelabrum is the source of this 677-nucleotide messenger RNA. Its product is annotated as ergosterol biosynthetic protein 28 homolog. Gene Ontology annotation, molecular function: protein-macromolecule adaptor activity. Gene Ontology annotation, cellular component: endoplasmic reticulum; membrane. The coding region runs from base 118 to 537 and encodes 139 amino acids. Lineage: Eukaryota; Metazoa; Porifera; Homoscleromorpha; Homosclerophorida; Plakinidae. The transcript is spliced from 4 exons. The record is from RefSeq and is a predicted model, not a curated record.